AUGCAGUCGCUUCCUGAUGCGCGCUCCCAGUCGUUCGAGGAGCUCUACGGGCCCCCCGAGAACUUUCUUGAAAUCGAGAGAUCAAUAGGCGUCGGCCGCGGCAUGUACACCACCUACGAGAUCGUAAUGCGCACCAACAUCCCCGCAUUCAAGCUCAAGUCCUCGUCCGUCCGGCGGCGCUAUAACGAGUUCGAAGCCUUCCGCGACAUCCUCGAGCGCGAAUCUGCGCGCGUCACAAUCCCUCCGCUGCCUGGAAAGGUGCUGACGAAUCGCUUCUCCGACGAUGUUAUUGAGCAUAGAAGAGAGGGGCUGCAGCGCUUCCUGCAGAUUGUUGUCGGGCAUCCGCUGUUGCAGACAGGGAGUAAGGUGUUGGCGGCUUUUGUGCAGGAUCCGAAUUGGGACAGACAUGCUUGGUGAGGAAGACGGGGGAGUAGUAUCUCGCCCACGUUUUCUCUACGCACGCGACGGAACGGGGAUUCGGAUGCUGGAUGAUUAUGGCAGACGAAAGGUAUGAAAAUCCCUAGGGCGCGGCAUUUUCUGCGGUAUGGAGCGUUCGAGGCGUUAUUGUUGGUUUUAGUAUUCUAGUCCACGUGCCCUUCACAGCGGGAGAAAUGAAUAUCACGUCUGAGCACUUCAGAAGCAUUAUACCGCUCUCUCG
Parastagonospora nodorum SN15 is the source of this 658-nucleotide messenger RNA. RefSeq lists its product as hypothetical. Gene Ontology annotation, molecular function: phosphatidylinositol-3-phosphate binding. The coding region runs from base 1 to 417 and encodes 138 amino acids. NCBI's taxonomy places the organism in Eukaryota, Fungi, Ascomycota, Dothideomycetes, Pleosporales, Phaeosphaeriaceae. Gene Ontology annotation, biological process: endocytic recycling; late endosome to Golgi transport. The transcript is spliced from 3 exons. The record is from RefSeq and is a predicted model, not a curated record. Gene Ontology annotation, cellular component: retromer complex; early endosome membrane.